CAAAGCAAGGCUGUGCGCGCAGGCGAGGAAACGCCUUCCCUGCUCCUCUCUCUCUCUCUCCUCGGCUUGCAGGGUCGGAUCCUGCGCCUGCGGAUCGCGCUUCCAAAACCCCCAGCCCAGCCCCCCCUCCCCCCCAUGCUGGGUCUUUAUGCACUGCGAGGAAUCCGCUGCGCGAAUAUUUCUGCAUGCCCAGAAAACAUGGCCGAGGCUCAGGCUGGCUCUGGGAAGGUGACUCUUUUCAGCCAGAAAAAACGAGGGGGUCUCACCUACCGCAUCCCGGCACUGCUGUACCUGCCCUCCGAGUCCACCUUCCUGGCGUUUGCAGAAGAGCGCUCAUCCCCCCGAGACGAAGAUGCUAAGUUCUUGGUGAUGAGGCGAGGGCGGAAGGAAGGAACGUCUGUUCAGUGGGGCCCUCAGGAACCCCUGGAGACAGCCGUGCUGCCCAACCACCGCACCAUGAACCCCUGCCCCGUGUUCGAGAGGAAGAGCGGCGCCCUUUUCCUCUUCUUCAUCUGUGUGGAGAAGUACAUUACCGAACGGCACCAGAUCAGCACGGGGAGGAACGCCGCCAGGCUCUGCUACGUCUCCAGCCCAGACGGCGGCCGCACCUGGAGCCAGGCGACCGACCUGACCGAGGCGGUCAUUGGCGGAGAGCUGACCAACUGGGCCACGUUUGCCGUCGGCCCAGGCCACGGUGUCCAGCUGAGCUCCGGGCGGCUGGUGAUCCCGGCGUACGCUUACUACAUCCACAAGCGCUUGUUUGGGCACCCUCUGGAGUGCUGGAUCAAACCGCACUGCUUCACUUUCUACAGCGACGACGGCGGGCAGAGCUGGUUGCGCAGCCCGCUCCUCGAGGCCUUGCUGACCUCCGAGUGCCAAGUGGCCGAGCUGUCGCGCUCCGACAAGAGCCGGGUCCUGUACUGCAACGCCCGCAGCCUCCACAACUACCGGGUCGGGGCGCUGUGCACCGACAACGGCCACCAGUUUGUCAGCCCCUCCCUGUGCGAGGAGUUGUGCGAGUCUCCGCACGGUUGCCAGGGCAGCGUGGUGAGCUUCUCCCCGCAGCUGGAGCCGUUGGAUCUGGGCCGGAAGAAAGACGGGGCCAAGUCGUCGCCGAGUCUCGAUCCCUCCUCGGCCCCCCUCAAGAGCGCCCAGUCGUGGCUGAUCUUCUCCCACCCCACGAAAAGGCACAAGCGCGUCGAUCUGGGCAUCUACCUCAACACCUCUCCAUUGGAGAAGGGGUGCUGGAAAGCCCCGUGGGUGCUGAACAAAGGGCCCAGCGGGUAUUCGGACCUGGCCGUGUGUGAGGAGGGCGAGUCGGUGAUGUUUGGGUGCCUGUUUGAGUGUGGGGUGUCCUGCGAGUGCGAGGAGAUCGCCUUCCAACUGUUCACGGCUGUCGAGCUCCUGAGGAAUAUGAGGGAGAGCUGCUGUGGUUCUUCUCCUCCCUCGGAAGCAUAGGUGCUCAAGGACAUUUAGCACCCCAGGACAGAAAAUGGGGGUGCCCUUGCUUACCUCUUCCGCCAGGCUCUGCUAUGUCUCCGCCUUAGUAUUAUACGUUGCAGGCUUUGGGAAACGACCGUUGUUUUUGGGUGACGGUAAACAGGCCCUCGCUUCUGCCUCCUUGAAAGCAGCCAAACGAAAAAGAAUUAUGUCCUGCAUUUUCUGCGCAAAACUAUUGAUAAAUUGAAAGGGGCAGUCUACAAUUCAAGGUUGCUGUGAUUUCUUUCAUUCAUUUUUACCUCGGGACUCUUUUUUUUCACCAUAGCUGACGGCUGCCUCCUGUUGGUCACAAGAUACCGUGUUUCUCAUAUUUUAAGGCAUCCCUAAAAAAUAAGGCAUGGCAGGAUUUUCGAGACCUGGCGAAAUAUAAGGCAUACCCCGAAAAUAAGACAUGCUGGUACGGUAUGGCAGGGCACGCCGCGCCAAGUCCUGACCCAGCGGGACUCGGCAAGGGCAGAAGCGCGCGCUUUGCGGAGCCCCGACUGACGGUAUACACGUAAAAAUGGUUUCUUCACUGCUGGGGCGAAGCGCGGCUGGGAAAGCCGUCCGCUUCAGCCUCGGCCCACUUGAAGGGUAGGGCAAAGCGCGCGCUUUG
Zootoca vivipara (common lizard) is the source of this 2095-nucleotide messenger RNA. Its product is annotated as sialidase-3. Lineage: Eukaryota; Metazoa; Chordata; Lepidosauria; Squamata; Lacertidae. Gene Ontology annotation, molecular function: exo-alpha-sialidase activity. The record is from RefSeq and is a predicted model, not a curated record. Gene Ontology annotation, cellular component: intracellular membrane-bounded organelle; cytoplasm; membrane. Gene Ontology annotation, biological process: oligosaccharide catabolic process; ganglioside catabolic process.